Messenger RNA from Uranotaenia lowii, 2507 nucleotides. RefSeq lists its product as uncharacterized. Lineage: Eukaryota; Metazoa; Arthropoda; Insecta; Diptera; Culicidae. Bases 1482 to 2438 code for a protein of 318 amino acids. The transcript has 2 exons. The record is from RefSeq and is a predicted model, not a curated record.
GACUACUUAUUCAUGUCGUUUUUCUCCUUCCAAAAAUACAAAUGCAUAAUACCUACAAGAAAUAUUUAAAAAAUAAUUGUUGCAGGCAAACGCCCUCGAUUGAAUUUACGCCGGAAUACCUCUCAUUUGGAUACAUAUCACGCCGCCUACUACUUAUAAGAUACACUAUUUUUAUCAUCGAAUUUAGCAAUUUAACUGAAUGAACUUAAACAGCGAUGAUAGUUUUAUGACGAAUGCCAUCGAAAAUUAUCAUGUACCUACAGGAGAAAUCAACGCAACGUUAAAAUCACCAAGUGCAUGGUAAUUCGAAGGACAAUGCAAACGGCUUGACUAAAAAACACGGGUGCGUACAGGUUGAUCAUUUUACCCUCUCUGGAACAUAGUAAUUUGUACCAUGUGAUGGAUGCUAAGAGACAGGUAAAUGCAUGCACGGUUAUGUCAAUAGAUAAUGAAUGUAGCAGACGACUUCUAGCGUUUUUGUGAUGUUGUUCCGAAGUAAAAUGUUCCCAUGAAGAGGUGAUGAAAAUGACACACUGGUAUGAAUGAGACAUUACGACAACAACGUCUUCAACUUCGUCUCAAGUACCCAUGGUGAGCCAUCCAUACAGAAGAUUUUUUACGGAGCAACAUUGUAGGUAUACAUUCAUUUGCGCUCAUUCGUAUUUUGCCGGCUUACAGGCAGAAAAAAAUAUAAACAACCCGGUUCAAUAACAUGUGUAGAGUACAGGCGUAGCAAAACAGAAUCUAUGCUGCCUCAUAUUUGAGUCUGGCCCAACCGAAACAUUCAAUCGUUCACAACGGACUGAACAACACGUUUUGUUUGGAACCAAAAUUCUCCAUCGACGUCGUCGUUCGUAGUAGAGCAGAGCAGUAGAGCAACGAUUCUCCUCUCCCAUUUUACGGAACGACCUCGCUAACGUUUCGAUUCGACUCGACUCGACGAUACCGACAUGGUAAAAAGGAACCCUCGUUGUACGGUAGAUAGAAAACUGUCUCGGCAAAUCCGAGAGUCAUAAAAUGCGCUUAAGAAAAGUUUGUUUUGAUAAAAUCUAUGUUCUGCUUCUGAGCUGACUGACUGAGAUGGCCAUGGAAAAUCUCAUCCCGUUUCCCCCUAGAAAGAACGAAUGGAACGGAAAAUGAAACCUUUUUACUUGGAUUGCUUGCUACCUACUACAUAUUGAACGGUAGUAAAGCAAGUGAGCAAAAAUUGAGAGAAUAUACAGAUGAGGUUGAGUUUUACCAUCAAUAUGGGUGUACAUAUACACUCCACCCCAAGAAAAGGAAUAUAAUUAAUGCCAUGUCUCUCACAGUCAUUUUGAUACGAAAUGCUGGGUUCAAUCUGAACUGGCUGCGAUUCGAGCAGCCAUUUUCAAUUGAACUUUUGAGAGGACCGGAAUCAAAUUUUCGGUUGGAGGGAAAAUUUCGAUUUUUCAAAACUAAUUUUAAGUAAUCUAUAUUGAAUUUGAACAUCUACUGCCACGAUGAGUGAUAACGAUCCGCUUGAGGAGGAUUUCGAAAUCGAGCCGAUGGAGGAAUUCGAAGCGCUGGAGCUGGAGAAAAAAGUCAUCAACGAGUGGGGAUUGCAGCGAAGUUCGCUGAACAGAAUGAUUUAUUGCGGAAUUACGAUACGAUGCCUGGAGGUCAUACAAGAUGAAGAGAUUAAUGAGUUGUUCAAGAGCCCCCGGAUGCUGGGGCAGAAAGUCAUGUUCAAACAUAAGAUUAAAGAGUAUCAAUCAAACGAAUUACUUUCAACGGAAAUCAAUCCCCGGAAAAGGCGUCGAAUGUCUGGAGAUGAAAUUUACCCGAAAAAUUUCAAGCCAGACGAGCAUGAUGAAUCGAAUGAAUUGUUCACUCAGAUGGAUGUUUCUGCUAACCUCAAGUUGGAAAUGGACCCGCUGGAUGAUUACAGCGCCCUCCAGAUAUCGGAACCACAAGCACUUGUCAUGCCAAGUCUCAGACCGUCGAUGGAAAAUGGGAUACCCGUUAAGCCAACUACAGCAGCCAUCGAAGCUGGAAAGAUUCCGAUCCGACCGUCAGCUGAAGGUCUUCGCAAGCUACUUCAAUCCAGUCGUCAAGGUCAAUGGGUUUUAACGUACUACAACAUGUACCAAAGCAUGAAUCGAAAAACUCAAGCCGUGCUCACCCAUUGCAUCGUGGAGCAAUUCCUGGUCUACAACAUCAUGUUUUCGCACCGCUUGAUGCGCCACUAUGCACAAACCAUAGUGCAGCUGUUUCCCACCGAACUGACCGAUGUGUACUACAAGCCGGCUCAGAAUCUGGGCUGGAAGCGAACCUGUGCUUCCGGUAAGCUGAUGGAUCGCUGGGCUAAUCAGCGGAUGCGGCACAAGGAACGAUACCCGCAGCAGCGGCCGCGCAUCGUAGACGACAUCUACGAUCAGCGGUCCUUUGCCGAAAUGUCGCUGGUGAUGCGUACAUAGAGUACGCGGAAACCUUUUACUCUCUGUAAUCUUGGCAUAAUACAAACUAGUCAAAGUACUUUAAACUAA